AUGGGAGAUGGGGAGGAGACGUUGGAGGAUUUAAUUGCUGUUCUCGGAUACAAAGGAGAGAUGGAUGCCGCCUUGCCAAGCGGAGAGGAUGAUACUGGGAGCGUGUGUGGUGUGUCAGCGUUUGUUGUGGUAUCGUUGUUGCCGUUCUGUUGUUGA
Messenger RNA from Neurospora tetrasperma FGSC 2508, 156 nucleotides. RefSeq lists its product as uncharacterized. Bases 1 to 156 code for a protein of 51 amino acids. The transcript has a single exon. The record is from RefSeq and is a predicted model, not a curated record. Lineage: Eukaryota; Fungi; Ascomycota; Sordariomycetes; Sordariales; Sordariaceae.